AUGUUGCCUUACAUCCCCAUUCUUUUCUUGUUCUUGCUGUUCAGCACGCGGAAUGUGGUUGUCGGGAGCCCCGUGGCCUCGCCAGCCCCAAGUGCCUCCGCCGAACAGCCAGUUUAUAUGAUUUUUUUUAAAGAGGAGGCAACCCAACAGGAAAAAACGGACUAUGCCACCAAGCUUGAAAAUAAAGUAUCAGAAGAUUAUAUGGAAGCGAUCAUGGAGGAUGAUGAUGACAUUUAUGCUAUUGCAGCUGUCCUGACCGAGAAAGAAAUCCCCGAGUGGAAAACGAGUAUUGUAGAGAAAAUCGAAUCAGCCAACGCCCAGCCUGACGAAGGCCUCCUGAACGACAAGUCCCAGAUCGAGGCGCGAGACAUGUACUAUGACAGAAUGAACACCAUCGACCCACGCAUAGAUUAUGAGGACAUGCUGUUUCUCUCCCAGCCAAAGGGGUUGGCUAUGGAUGAGUUAACUGAUUUUACUUACGACGACACGGCCGGGGCCGGUGUCACGGUUUAUAUCUUUGAUUCGGGGAUCAACCUAGAGCACGAAGAAUUCACCACCUCGCCCCCCGGCAUCCGCAGAGGCAAGAUUUCCGUGCUCAAAACCAAGCGAAGCAAAUUCGGGAAACUUCUCGACAAUCCUAUGCACGACGAACAUAGAGACGACCAUGGGACUUGCGUGACGGACCGAGUCGUCGGCACCCUGUAUGGCAGCGCGAAAAGCGCCAACGUCAAGAUGGUUCCAUGGGCCUGGAAUCGGGGAAGACGCUGGCUUUGGGGCGUUGAACGGGAAGUGUUGGCCAUGGUCCUGAAGGGCCUGCGAACCAUCAUCAACGACAUCAAGGAGGAACGCAAGAAACCGGAAAACAAAGACGGGUUUUUCCCGGUCCUCAAUCUGAGUUUCAAUUACCACGUUGAUAAGGAAAAGAACCAAAAGACCUUGCAAGCCUGGCAUGACAUGAUCCAGGAAUUGAUCGACCUGGACGUCACGAUUUUGGCAAGUGCCGGCAACAACGGGACAAUGUCCCCCAGGGUCAACGACUAUCCGGCCCUUUUCGCCGAGAGCUUUCCCAGCAUGAUUGUCGUUGGGGCUGUGAGCACGAGGGGAAUCCCGCCUCACUUUACUCAGGGGAUAGAUGAUCCUCUGGUGAAAGCCUUUGCGCCUGGGACGUAUGGUCCCGGGCGAUGGAUGCGAUGCGCGGCUGGGCAGGGGAAAAAUAGCUGGCAGGACACAGCAGGAACCAGCCUUUCGGCUUGA
This is a messenger RNA of Penicillium alfredii, 1254 nucleotides long. Its product is annotated as S8/S53 family peptidase. The record is from RefSeq and is a predicted model, not a curated record. Gene Ontology annotation, biological process: proteolysis. The transcript is spliced from 2 exons. The coding region runs from base 1 to 1254 and encodes 417 amino acids. Gene Ontology annotation, molecular function: serine-type endopeptidase activity. Lineage: Eukaryota; Fungi; Ascomycota; Eurotiomycetes; Eurotiales; Aspergillaceae.